This is a messenger RNA of Notodromas monacha, 1329 nucleotides long. NCBI's taxonomy places the organism in Eukaryota, Metazoa, Arthropoda, Ostracoda, Podocopida, Cyprididae. The record is from the annotation of a GenBank genome assembly.
CAUUUUGUGUUCUUUGUUUUGCAGUGUUUUUCUGCUGGCGAAUUGUUUCACGUUUUCGGUUUGCUGCCGGGGACGAACUUUGUGGAUGAGGAUGCGUUCAUGCAAUUGUGCCCUGCGUUGAUCUAUGAACUGGAAGCGAAGACGUGUGACGAUGACUCGAGGGAUAAAUCUUCAUCGGAGCAGGGAGCAGAGAAUAAGAAGAGUGUUAACUCAGCUUUGACGUAUUGGGAGAUUUGGUCCUACGCGACGGGAAGCGUAGUGUUGAUCAGUUUGUGCGGAUUGACGGGGGUCGGGGUGGUUCCUAUGAUGAAGCACUGCUUUUAUGGGCCCCUGCUGCAGUUCCUGAUUGCCAUGGCCAUUGGGGCUCUCAUGGGAGACGCUUGCUUGCAUCUUUUGCCUCAGGCGUUGUCGACUGCCAAUACACACGCGAAAAGCACAUCAGCGGGGAUGAGACAUGAUGGAAAGCAUGAAGGUGAGCAUUCUCAUGACAAGGACCAGCUUUGGUGUAUUCUCGGAAUGUUGGCGGUGAUGCUUGGAUUUUUCAUCGUGGAAAACACUUUGCCGUCAUUUUUGGCGUGGCGUGAAAAGCACGUCGCUGCUAAGAAUCAGAAAAAGAACCAGGGGAGUGAGAGCAACAACAAGAUGGAGAUGCACAGGAAGCGGUGUGACCUGAAGAGUCACGGACUCGCCAGUGACCAGUAUCGCUAUGACAACCAAAUGGUGUCCCACUAUAUGGGUGAAAAACUUUGUAAGCCCGCCAUUCAUGUUUUCCAACCAGACCCUCUAGUUGCCGGAGAAAAGAACCUUGGAACUGAGACAGUUUUGGUUAGCAAGUGUGGAGAUCAAAGAGACAACCAUGACAGUAUUUUGCGAGCCAAGAAGGCGGAGCAAGUGUUGAUGGACCAGUUAGGCAGAGAAGAAGGACAGUGUGAAGUGGUAGCCUGUGACAACAUUCCGUGUUCGGACCAGUCUUGCAACAAGGACUCUUGCGUGAUUGUGACAGAAGGGGCUUGUGGAGGUGAGAUGCCUGACCAGUGUCACAGCCACGCAUCGACGAGCAACAACAAUGACGGGCUCAUGCCUUGCUUCCUCGCUGUAAAUCACAAGGAUGGAAAGCAUCAGUGUGCUGAGGGUAUAGAGUUGAGUGGAUGUGAGAAAAGAGUCAUUACCUCAGAGCAAGAUCGUGAUUGGAUAAAAGUGGAGCCUAAAUUAAUUGCUUGGCAUGACCCCCAACAGUUGCAGAAUUGCAGCAGCUCUCGGCGGUGUUCGGGGAAAUGGUCAGUGACGGAUGGGGCCAGCACGGGUGCCCAUGGGGACAACAAGCGAUCG